Molecule: messenger RNA, 795 nt
Organism: Cucumis sativus (cucumber)
Lineage: Eukaryota; Viridiplantae; Streptophyta; Magnoliopsida; Cucurbitales; Cucurbitaceae
Product: glutathione gamma-glutamylcysteinyltransferase 2
Exons: 1
Coding region: 281-727 (148 amino acids)
Biological process (GO): phytochelatin biosynthetic process; response to metal ion; cellular detoxification of cadmium ion
Molecular function (GO): glutathione gamma-glutamylcysteinyltransferase activity; metal ion binding
Source: RefSeq, a predicted model, not a curated record
GCCGAAGUCAUGGACGAAACUUCUAUAAGCUGUCACACAUUCACAUAUUCACAUUCACAUUCAUAAGAAAGGAAGAAAGAAGUGAAGGUAAAAUUAAAGAAAGAUAAUUUAGACCAUUGGUCAAUUUCAAAAUCUUCCAUCCCCCAUUUUAUUUUUUGCCUUGUUCUUGUCAAUUUCCCGUGUAAAAAUGAAGGGUUUUUUAGGUUGAUUUCUUAUUAUCAAACCCAACCAGAAACUUACGACCCUUGCGGUAUGCUCUUUCUAUUGAUCCCGGGAAAAGAUGGAAAGGCCCGUGGAGAUGUUUGAUGAGACUAUGGUAGACUGUCGUGGACUUUUGCCGAAGAUCAAAACUGAUGGUAUCUCGUUUGGUAAGCUUGGGUAUUUAGCUGGCUGCAAUGGUGCUAAAGUGGUAGCUUUUAGGACAAACGAAAGCACAGUUGAUGAUUUUCGUAAGCAAGUUAUAUCAUCAUCUUCUUCCGAAGACUCACAUGCGAUCACUUCCUACCAUAGAAGAGUUUUUAAGCAGACUGGAGCUGGCCAUAUUUCGCCAAUUGGGGGUUAUCAUGCUGGAAAGGACAUGGUUCUCAUCUUGGAUGUUGCACGUUUCAAAUAUCCUCCUCACUGGGUUCCGCUUACUCUACUGUGGGAUGCCAUGAACACAAUUGCAAUAGAACUACCUAGAGGAUACAUGAUCUUGUCAAAGCCUACCAGUGACGGUCUACGAUAAUAUUUUGAUCUAUAUUUCUGUUUUAUAUAUAAAUAUACCAAAAUUAAUUUACUUCCAUUACUAAUUAA